Messenger RNA from Gossypium raimondii (Peruvian cotton), 2482 nucleotides. RefSeq lists its product as hypothetical. Gene Ontology annotation, biological process: spindle assembly. Gene Ontology annotation, cellular component: mitotic spindle microtubule; HAUS complex. The transcript is spliced from 13 exons. The coding region runs from base 47 to 2278 and encodes 743 amino acids. The record is from RefSeq and is a predicted model, not a curated record. Gene Ontology annotation, molecular function: microtubule binding. Lineage: Eukaryota; Viridiplantae; Streptophyta; Magnoliopsida; Malvales; Malvaceae.
CCUUUCUUUUAUUUUCUAAAGAAAAUUUCCCCAGAGAGAGAGAGAGAUGACAAUGGAUAGAGAAAAGGAGAGAGAGAUAGAGCUCGAAAGCGCAAUGUAUACGAAUUGCUUGCUUUUAGGUUUGGAUCCAUCCAUAAUCGGACUCGGAGCCUCCAACGGAACCCCUCGGGUCGGACUUUUCCGUCAUUCGAACCCUAAAUUAGGGGAACAGCUUCUUUACUUCAUCCUCUCUUCUCUUCGUGGCCCCGCUCAAUCCGCUAGAGAUUUCGAUAGAGUUUGGCCGAUUUUUGACUCAGCGCAAUCUCGUGAUUUUCGAAAGGUUGUGCAAGGGAUAAUUACUGAGCUGGAAGCACAAGGAGCUCUACCGAGGAGUAAUUCGAGGGUUUCUUCGCUUGCUACUUGCUGUGGACCGAGAUUUGUUGAGCUUUUGUGGCAACUUUCAUUGCAUGCAUUGAGAGAGUCUCAUAGAAGGAAUUUUGCGGCAGAUGUUGCUUCUAACCCAUUGCCUGCACCAUUGACUGAUGUUGCAUUUUCACAUGCGGCCACACUGCUUCCUGUAACAAAGGCUAGAAUAGCACUUGAAAGGAGGAGAUUUUUGAAAAAUGCUGAAACAGCAGUGCAGAGACAGGCUAUGUGGUCUAAUUUGGCUCAUGAAAUGACUGCAGAAUUUCGUGGCCUUUGCGCUGAGGAGGCUUAUUUGCAGCAAGAACUGGAAAAAUUACAUGACUUAAGGAACAAAGUGAAGUUGGAAGGAGAGCAGUGGGAUGAUCUCGUCUCUACUUCCAGUCAGAAUUCUCAUUUGGUUUCGAAGGCUACUCGCUUAUGGGAGUCUAUAUUAUCUCGUAAAAGUCAGCAUGAAGUUCUUGCUUCAGGACCUAUCGAGGAUUUGAUAGCUCAUCGGGAGCAUAGGUAUCGCAUAUCUGGGUCUGCUUUGCUUUCAGCUAUGGAUCAGAGUUCUCAAGUUCCUCCUACAGAUGUCUUAUCCGUUCAGUCGGGUGAUUUAGAUGGCAAAGAACAGAAUGAUGGAUUUCACACACAAUUCAAUGAAGAGACACAUUCUCGGGUAGAUGAUAGAAGUGGGAGAAUCCACCAGACUGUUGAUGUAGCAGAAGUUAUCAGACGUUGGACGCAUGCAUUACAGCGCAUUCAUAAACAGUCACUACAGCUGGCAAAAGCUAAUGAUGGAGAAGGUCCUGAUAUUUUACGAAGUGCACAUGAUGGUGGCACUAGUGGACAUGCUGAGUCAUUAGCUGCAACUCUUGCUGAGCAUCAGCAACACCUAGCUAGCUUUCAGGUGCUUAUUAACCAACUAAAGGAAGUUGCUCCAGCAAUCCAGAAGUCGAUAUCAGACUGUACAGAGAAAGUAAAUAGCAUUUCCUCCAACUUACCUACAAUGGCCAAACAUCGUGGUCAAGCCUCUUCACCUAUUCAAGCUCAGAGCAGUGGAAGGACCUUGGAGAGUAGCUCUGAUGAUGUUGGUGACAUUACUUCAAAAAUGUCUACUGUUCAGCUUGAGAAGAUUUCAGCUAGUCCUCCUGCUUUAAAGCUUCCACAAUUGUUUAGUUUAACCCCGAAUUCAUCUGGAAAAGGUGGAGCCAUGCAAAAGCGAGCUCCCCUAACCCCAAAUUCAGCUGGAAAAGGUGGAAACAGGCAGAAGCAACAUACAUUUGCUCCUCAGACCAAUCAAAUUGAUACUUUUUCUGAAAGGAAUUCAGUGGAACAGCCAUCUGUAAACAAUCAUGUAGAUUACCCACCCCAAGAUAGUGACAAUUCUUAUAUUCAGAAUUUAAAAAGAUCUGUUAGGCAAGCUGCAUUGUCAACGCCAUCCUGCAAUUUAGAGUCAUCACGGGACAGUCAAUCUAAUGAAAGUUCUGAACACUUCUUUGUACCUGUUUCGACAACUAAUUUUUCUCGUGGGGGACCGGAAAAUAAAGUGAGCUUAAUAAAGACUAAGAGAUUAUUUUCAACUCAAACUGACAACUCCUUGCUCGAUAGCCAUGCCAGUAAUGGUCGAAUUGGGAGUCAUAACUAUGAUGACUUACCGCAAACAUUGAACAAUCUAGAUUCUCUUAAUGAUUACGAUCAAGUAAAUGGAUUUCUCUCUGCCGCUGCUUCAAGUUCUGCAACUUCUGAUGGACAAUCAUUUUUUGACAUGGAUGAUGCUCAAGAUCAGGUCUUCUCUCCUCCUUUGCUGAUGGACAUGUCCUUGUUAGCCGAUACUUACGAGGAUUUGCUCGCUCCACUUUCAGAAACAGAAGCUGCCUUGAUGGAGCAUUGAAACCAGGGAUUGGACAAUUCCAUUCGGAUAUGGUUUUGGUUUUGGGUCCUUGGUCUGGAUGUCCAGCACUCACCCAUUGCUUUGUUGUUCAACACGAUGCUUGUAUGUACUUUUGAGAGACAGAUCCACGAUGAAGCCUUGAUUAUUGCGAUUAUUUUGUAACCAACUGAAGUUUAAAGAAAAUUUAUAUAAUUUUGCCCACAA